AUGCAGUGCCACUUCAACUGCAGCAACUGCUUACUGCAUCUACGAGUAGCUCAAGACGAACCUGCAACGGCGGAGUUCUCUGGCAUUAAACCCAGCCCGCUCCAGCGUUCACCUAUACAGCCAAUCUCCCAUACGUGUUUGCAAAGUUUAUACGGGCCGCUCUUGGCCUGGCAUUCUGACCACACUGCGACCGAAAGGGAUUCCACAUUUCUGAGUUACUGCCGACCCGGGGCGUCUCGAAUGUCCCUGUUGCACGCGGGUGUGUCGCGUUGGGUGGGUGGUGCGACGCGUGAAGGCGGCACAUGCUACUAG
Molecule: messenger RNA, 312 nt
Organism: Trypanosoma rangeli
Lineage: Eukaryota; Euglenozoa; Kinetoplastea; Trypanosomatida; Trypanosomatidae
Exons: 1
Coding region: 1-312 (103 amino acids)
Source: RefSeq, a predicted model, not a curated record